This is a messenger RNA of Dryobates pubescens (Downy woodpecker), 3206 nucleotides long. It is a transcript of the gene C20H17orf58, whose product is annotated as chromosome 20 C17orf58 homolog. NCBI's taxonomy places the organism in Eukaryota, Metazoa, Chordata, Aves, Piciformes, Picidae. The coding region runs from base 190 to 1335 and encodes 381 amino acids. Gene Ontology annotation, molecular function: protein binding. The transcript is spliced from 5 exons. The record is from RefSeq and is a predicted model, not a curated record.
GUGUCCCCAUGCACUCCUAGGCAUGGGCAGUGGGAGGCUAGCUGGGACCACAGCAGCUUGGUCCUUCUCCAGUGGGUUGUCCAGUCAGUGAUUCCUGUUUCCCUUAAGGCUGCCUCUCAUUAGCAUGAAAGAGGGGAAGGGCAUAAAAGACUCCAGUUCACUUUGAGUCUGGAAAAACUUUACUUCAAAAUGACAACCAAAGUGUUCUGGCUCCUCUGCUUUGUCAUUAGAUCACCUUCCAGCUCAGUGGUUGGAUCCCUGUCCUAUGCUGAGAAACCCAGUCAGACACUCAGCAAAGAUGCUUACAGCUUAGCAAAUACUGCACCUGGCCCAGUCAAGCUGCCAGCCUGGGGCACCAGCAGCACCAGAGAGAAUCACACAGAACGCUGGCAUCUGCCUCCUGCCAACCUGCCAUGGCCAAGACCUCCUGAGAUCAUCUCCUCAUCAGACAGAAAGAAACACACCAAACCUCUAGAAAACAGCACAGGGCUGAGAAAACACCUCCUGCAGUAUGGAGGGACCCUGCCUCUGGAGAGCCCAAAUGAGAGGCCUUCUCUUGCCUCCUCUGAUUUCAACCAUGCAAACAGAAAGCAGGCAGACAGGCAGCUGGCGGAGGCUGCCAACAGUGUGUCGGCUCAAUUCCACCAUGCAGCACCUUCCUACCCAAAGAUGAUAUCCUUAGUGGAGACUCAGCCUUUCCCAGACUCUGGAGCAGCUGAGUUGAAUGAUCCUAACAUGCUGGAUCACUUCAACCGACCAGGCAAGAUAAUCUCCUACAAACACACUGAUCCCUUGAAAGGGAUCAGCAAACCCUCCUGGGUCACCAACCGCCACCCAUCCAGCUUGUCCUACCACUUCAGUGCACUGAAGAAAGAUCCUGGUAAGGAUAAGGCAUGCCUGAGCGAGUGCAGGAAAGAGAGAGACGAGGUGGAAGCCUACUGCACCAGUGAAUUUGCAGUGAAUGGAAUUGUUUACAGCGUGGAAAGCUUGGGGAACGGAGUCCACUUGGUUACACUGUUGGUAAACAGCGAUGGAUUAUACAAGAUGAGUCGCCUCUAUGUUGCUCCUGAUGGCUUCUUCUUUCGAGUUCACAUUCUGCUUGUGGAUAGUUUGAACUGCAGUAAACCCUGCCCAGACUUCAAACUUGGCAGCAGGUACAUUGUGAUGGGUCAAAUCUACCACAAGAGACGACAGAUCCCUGCCAACCUGCUGCAGUUUCUGCGCGGGCGCCUGCGGCCCGGGGAUGGUUUGCUGCGAAGCAGCAGCAGCUACGUGAAGAGAUUCAACAGGAAGAGGAACCGCAAAGUGCAGGCAGCGCAGACCAAGUGUAGAUAAGGCUCCAGUAACCUCCAUCUGGGACAAAGGCAGCAGCAUUCACCUACCAGAACAGACCUGGCCAUGAUUCAGCAGCAGCAGAAGGUAUUGUCUUCACCUCUGGAACUAGUGGUGAUGGGACACUUGCUUUGUGCUUUGGCAAACACUAACUGAACAACUUGACUAGGCACCAGUAGACUGGGAAGCUCAGCACAAGUGUCAGUGUGCUAUACUCCAUCAGGACACUGAAGGAAACAGGAAACAUCAACUGGCCAUGAAUUCCUUCCAGCCAUUUCCAGAGCCACAGUUCAUUGCUACCUCCUCUGCUGUAACACAACCCCAAUAAUCUGUAGUAACUGUAACAUGAACCUCUGGAGGCAUUGCUCUAGGUACACAGGAAAUAACUGCACUUUGAACCCUUAGAACAGACAUUGUAGGUAAAGCUGUGGUGUCAUCUAGAGCGUGACCACUGUGUUUUCACACAGUUCUGCCUUUAAGGAUGCCCUGCAGUUGAUUCAAAAGAAACCAAUAAACCCAAAUUACUGUUUGCAUUGCUUUGGUAUCCUCGGGGACAUCCCUACCAUUAAACAUGUCACUGCUCUUCAUUCAGAGCAGGAUUUUCACACGAGGCAUACAAACCAGCUGUGUAUGAACACACUGACAGCAAAUGGAGUGACUGCUCUACUCAGACCCCGGUUGGGCUCACAAGUAAGGAUGCCAGUUCAUGCCAAGGCAUGCACAAGCAGCACAGAAUCACAACCACAUUCUGUGUUCCUGCUUACACUGUCAACCCUUAGAAGCUCAGUUGCAGAACCAUGUACUGAAUGUCUUUUUCCCUUGAAAAUUGUCACCAACUUUGCCCUUGCACAUGAGUAAAAUUACUUCUGGAACUGAAGAUACAAUCUUCCAGUACCUUUAACGUCAUGGGAUGGCAAAAGCUGUGAUAUGCCUGCAAAAGGGAUCUUGAUGUUGGCAGUUCCAAGAGUAGGUGUUCACAAAUCAGAAGUCUGACACUAAAAUGUUCUCAGGGUUCUGGGUUCACCAUCUCCUGGGUUCUGAAAGAUCCAAAAAGCUUAUGUGGCAAAGAUAUCUUGUCUGAGAAGUCAUCUGGGGAUUUAAAGAUGUUUAUUUAGAUAAAAACCAGGAAGCAGUGGCUUCUACAAGCAUUUUCUGUUUUGAAGCAAAGGUAUUUCUGACAUAAUCCUACUCAUGCACAUCUGCAGCUUGAUUCAGUGGCACUGACAAGCUACUGCAAGUUGUGGAUGGGCAGUAAGUCACACUAUGAAGUAUUUCUUGGUAUGGAAUAGGAACCAAAUGCCAUAAGCAAACAUACCUUGGGCUCCCAAAGGUUGCUACUAUAGGACAGAAAUUUACUCAUAGCUUGUAUCUGUCUGAAAACUGUGGUGUCUCUCUUCAGUUAUGUGAAAGAUUUUGCACAGAGUGCAGCAGAUACAGAUGGAAUUUUCCUGAGAGACCUUGAGGGGGCUUUUGAUUUGGCAGAAUGACUGCUCCUGGCACUCAAUCAAAGCACUGGAGUGGACUGGGAGGGACAGGAGAAGGAAGGAGGAAGGGUUACAUGUGCAUCUCGAGUUUCUCUGUUUCUAUUUUCAACAAAGUCCAGGACUAAUCAGCAAGUCCUGCAGUCACUACCCAGAGCAGCCAUUAAACACCCUUGGCCACCCCCAAGACAUUGCUGUAAUCUAAACCAGACCAAGUGUGGGUACAGGAACAACAUCCAUGGCUAAGUCUCAUCUGAUUGUCUCUCAGAAGAGAUAAAUAAUUGUGUACCAGUGCUAAGGAUAUCCACAGCCCCAGUAAAGCAGCACCAGCUGACACUGCCUGCACCAGUCAGGUACAGCUAUUGCUCACAAGCAAGCCCCAAGAGGAAUUUG